This is a messenger RNA of Pomacea canaliculata, 3255 nucleotides long. Its product is annotated as SPARC-like. The transcript is spliced from 9 exons. Gene Ontology annotation, biological process: anatomical structure development. NCBI's taxonomy places the organism in Eukaryota, Metazoa, Mollusca, Gastropoda, Architaenioglossa, Ampullariidae. The coding region runs from base 184 to 1017 and encodes 277 amino acids. The record is from RefSeq and is a predicted model, not a curated record. Gene Ontology annotation, molecular function: extracellular matrix binding; collagen binding; protein binding.
GCAAGACCUGUGCCGCGCGCGUUGCCGCUCCUGCCUCUCUCCUCCCUCCGCCUCGCGGCACAGCUCCGCGCUCUGGCGGCAUCAGCGGCAGGCUGCUGGCUGCUCUUGUUGCUAGGGAGGCGCCGACGGACUCCAGCGUUCUGCGCGUGGCUUGUGUUGGAGUCAGGACAGUGGGUGAGCAGGAUGAAGGAGUGGCUGUUGGUGCUGCUGCUGUUGGGGUUGGCCUUCAGCGACGCGAGAACUGCACUUGAGGCAGAUAAGGCUGACGACACAGCGAAUGGCGGCGAGGACUAUUCUGAAGAACGGGUGGAUGUGGCCCGGGUAGAAAACUCUGAGGAACGAACAAACCCCUGUUCGGACAAAGAAUGCAAGCGAGGAGAGAUUUGCAUCCUGGACUCCAAGCUCACCCCCAAGUGUGUGUGCAUCCCUACCUGCGUGACACCGGAUCCCAGUGACGACAGGUUUCAGGUAUGCAGCAAGCGCAACAUCACCUACCACUCCGAGUGCGCCCUGGACCGUGACCACUGCUUGUGCCGACGUCAGCAGAAAGGAUGUUCAAUCCCUGGCGCCACCAAGAUUCGCCUCGACUACUACGGUCCUUGCCAACAGCUGACGCCGUGCUAUGAACGGGAGCUGAAGGAGUUUCCUGUGCGCAUGCGCGAAUGGCUCUACGUCAUCAUGCAACAACUGGCCCAGCGGGCGGAGAUCCCCGACUACCUGGAGCUGCUGGAGGAGGCGCGCCACGAGGCCAACCAUUCGCACGCCGUCAUCUGGAAGUUCUGUGACCUGGACGUCGAUCCACAGGACAGAUUCGUAACACGACGGGAACUGCAGUACACCAUCCAGUCCCUGAAGGCGAUGGAGCAUUGUCUGCUGCCCUUCCUGGACAAGUGCGACAUCGACAGCGACAGUCAGAUCACACUAUGGGAAUGGGGCCGUUGUCUCGGCAUUGAUGAGGCCAAGAUUAUAGAUGAAUGCAAGGCUAUCCGCAGAGCAGCUAAGCGCCAAGAAGAUUGAUGUCAGCAGCAAGGACAUUAUCCAUGAACAUGUCAUUCUCCGAUGACACAAGCUCUCAACGUAUGUGAAAACGAUGGCAUUUCUCCUGUGGAUCUCAGUUAAUCGACUUGUAAAGAUAUAUAAACGAUCUUCGUGGUCAGAAAACACACAGACAAGCAUAACAUAAGGUACAAACACGCAAGACACAGACAUGCACUAUACAUAUGCGCAUAUGCACGAGCUUAAGUGCACGCUAGCGGACGUUUGUGUUCAAUGUACACGUGAAGUCAUCAACAAAAGUGUUGCUAGGGAACAGCGAUGUGAGGGUCUUCCUGCAGUCAUUCUAGCACCAUAGCCACGUAAGUGCAAUACGGUAGUUCAGAUACUAUGUUGUCAUAACCACUCACGGUCCUGCAAGCUCUUGCAUAACCCCUCUCCACCUGACCUUGCUUGCUGGCUGAUUUACAUAUCUCUUAGAUGACAGGCUGAGUCCGAUGAGGUAGGUUCACGUUUAGUUUAGUUUCCCUACAGACAUAGGUAACGCUCGUAGUAUAGAGAACCUUAGCAAGUUACCUGUCGAACGCUAGAUGAUGCUCGUGACACGUGAAUAACAUGUGAGGUCUUCCAGAAGCAUUACUACAAGUGUACCCCAGCACUUCUGGCCGAUUCAAAAUUAUGGCGUGCCAUCAAAGAACGAUAACUGUGUCGCCUGGAAAGGAAAACUGAUGAUCUGGUCGAAGUUACGGCGCGAUGAGAGAACACCACCUCGCAAAGAGAGCCCAGGGGUGGACAUCUUGUCUUUUAUCAACGCCCUCGAGCGCACAGUAGCAACCGGAAAGUGGAUCUGAACGCAGGUUCAGCAAGAAGGUUGAUAGGUAGGGUGGGGUGAAAGUGUGAGAAUGACUUUUACAGGUCACUGGGAUAGCUUUUUCGUGAUCUUUUGCUUGUUUUUUUUUAAUUUUACACAUAUACAUAUGUAUCUCGGAAGAUUUAACACAUCGAAUAUUCUAGAUUUUUUACCUGUGGUAGAGCUAUAUUUUGUUGCUCACCUUCCGCUUUUCUGCCUCUUGCUGUAUCUUACUCCAUCAUUAAUCUGUGCAGGCGACAGCAGUUGUGUCAUGCAACUGCUUGAGAUCUGCUGGAACUGACCGCAGCCGAUAGUAAUGUUGUCUCUCCAUCCUCCCUCUAACCUUUUUAUAAAUAAAAUAAAAUUUGAUGUUAUCAUAGGGUCAUCACUUUUUUUAAAACCAGAUCUUUAAUGUCGAGCUGUAUUUUUUGAAACAGACUCUACGAUUGGAUGUCAAUGGUAACGUCAUCAUUGUGGUAGUUGUUUGUUUCGUACAACGGAAACCAUGCUUUUAUGUUCUUUAUGACGUCAUCACUGGUGUUUGCAAUAUGCAGGGUGACGUGCUGUCGUGUGUGACCUGCGGCACUGAUUUCCAUGGUGCUAAUCACUUGGCUGCGGCUCACUGCCAUAGAAACUGCCUCUGGAGCUGUGUACAUCUGCUGCCAGUGACCACAGUGCGCCUGUACUUCGGAAUGUGAAUCAGACGGACACUUGUUUGUUUAUUUGUGUUUAAUGCCCAGCAACUAGGGCUAUAGCACGGCAAAUCAGACGGACACGUCCUUAGCCAUAUCAAUAGUCCUAUAAAGGAAGUGAGUCGAAGUCGCGAACACCAACAUUUGGGAAGAACGGGAGCCGGGGGGUACACAGGCAGUUCGUAUCUUUUCCUGUACAUAAAAUGCUCACAAGACCUGUUUACCCCUAUAAAGCGUAAAAGGAAAUUUCCGUAUGCAAGCGGCCCAGACCCUUGUAGGGACAUCGAUGCAAGUGGAAAGAGUUUAACCUGCUUGGUGUCUGUUGCCCUCGGCUGUGUAUUGACAAAACAAGAGCGCGCAACUUUUUAUCAUUUUCUAAAGAAAUUUUAGACCUACAAAAAAAUUCCCUUUGGACCAUUUUGUACAAAACCGAAAAUCAUAACCCUUGCUAGUAAGAGCUUAGUAUUGUAUGUCCACUGACAAGAACGGAUAGUCAAAGGCGCCGGACGUCCUGUUGUUCUCUUCAAGUACAGACUGCACUUGUGGUCACUGGCAUGUACACAGUUGCAAACUUGUGUAUGUUGCUGAUUCCAGCCACUUAAAACAAGCAUUUAAAUGUUAUGACAAGAUAUUCUUCUAUGACCGAUUUCUAUUUUUCACUCUAAGCUGUUUUGUAGAAAAUGGUGUGAAAAUAAACAAUGUAAAUCUGUGACGCACCAA